AUGACUCGGAGGGAUAACCUCGAAAGGCAUGUUUCAAAACUGCAUGCAGACGACUUGUGGGUUGCUGCUGCAAGCGGUAAUGAGGCUGCUAUGAGCAUGCAUCUCGAUGUAGGAGCGGACAUCGAAUCAAAAGAUUCCAACGGUCGAACCUUGCUAUCAUUAGCGGCUAUGAAAGGUCGCAGGUCCGUGGUAACACUACUGAUUAAAGCGGGUGCAAACAUUGAGUCACAAGACAACGAAGGCUGGACACCUUUGUCGCUGGCCGUCGCGAACGGCCAUGAGGCCGUCACUGAGCUUCUACUCAACCUGAAACUUUGGAACAUGGACCCGUAG
Molecule: messenger RNA, 333 nt
Organism: Grosmannia clavigera kw1407
Lineage: Eukaryota; Fungi; Ascomycota; Sordariomycetes; Ophiostomatales; Ophiostomataceae
Product: nacht and ankyrin domain containing protein
Exons: 2
Coding region: 1-333 (110 amino acids)
Cellular component (GO): cytoplasm
Molecular function (GO): protein binding
Source: RefSeq, a predicted model, not a curated record